UUCAUCCCCGUAACAGCUUCUAGGCUGCCAUUGGAGAGCCCGCUGGCGAGAGCGAGCAGCAGGAGCAGGACGCAGGAGAUAAACGCAGCCAAUCCGCUGACGAAGCAACGCAGUGUCCGCCGCCUCGGCCGAUGUAACCAGACAGCUUAUGCUGGAGAUAGAAAUAAAUAACACAUUAGAAACUUCGCUAUUUUAAUAAAAAAAAAAAAAGGCACGGAGGAAGGCGAGAAAAAAAUGGGGCACACCGCAAUUCCCAUCCUGGUGGCUGUAUUGUCCUACUGCGUGUUGGAAAACGUCGAGGCUCUUGCCAUGGCCGAAGUGAACGGGCCGGGCCCCCAGCUGGCAGAGCCACAGAUCGCCAUGUUCUGCGGCCGACAGCUCCUGCACAUGAACAUACAGACCGGCCAGUGGGAGCCAGACCCUCAGGGCCGUCAGGGCUGCUUCAAAGAGCCCAACGAAAUCCUGUCUUACUGUCAGGAGAUGUACCCAGCGCUUCCAAUCUCUCACAUAGAGGAGUCUAAAAGACCCGUCACCAUCACCGCCUGGUGUAAGAGAGGAUUGGGCCACUGUCAGACGCACCCCUUCAUCGUCCUGCCCUACCGCUGUCUGGAAGGCGAGUAUGUGAGCGAGGCUCUGCUGGUGCCCGACAGAUGCCGCUUUCUCCACCAGGAGCAGAUGAACAUCUGCGAGAGUUACGUCUACUGGCACAACAUUGCAAAAGAGGAGUGCACCGCAGAGAACCUGGAGCUCCACAGCUACGGGAUGCUGCUGCCAUGCGGGGAUCACUUCCGAGGCGUUGAGUACGUCUGCUGCCCGGGCAGGAGCAGCUCGACUGGGAAAGAAGAGACAGAAGAAAAGGACAUCCCACAGACGCUCGCGUCCCAGGCUGCUGUAAAGCUCAGCUCUGUCACCAAGGCGACGGCCCCGACGCCAAGCCCCUCUCCGGACACGGACAUGGAAGAGGUCGACAUGGAGGAGGAGGAGGAUGAAGUGGUGGAGGAAGAUGAGGAGGAGGAAGAGGACAACUUUGAUGAGGACGAAGCAGAAGAAGAGGAAGAAGAAGAAGAAGAAGAGGAGACAACACCUGCGAAGGACCGCGAGGAGUACGAAUACAAUUUUGAGUUAGGUUCUGACCAGACACCUGACUACUUGGACUCCUUUUACUACGACAAAGGCCACAAACCCACCACCUCGGCAUCUCUGGUCAAGGGAGAAAGCUUUACCACAACUCGGCCCACUGAUGGGGUUGACGUUUACUUUGAGAAGCCUGUGGAUGACACGGAGCACGCUAACUUCCUGCGCGCCAAAACGGACCUGGAGGAGCGCCGGAUGAAGCGCAUCAAUGAGAUCAUGAAGGAGUGGGCGGAGGCCGACAACCAGUCCAAGAACCUGCCAAAGACAGAGCGACAGGCCUUGAACGAGCACUUCCAGUCUGUCCUGCAGACAUUGGAGGAACAGGUCGCCGGGGAGAGGCAGAGGCUGGUGGAGACUCAUCUCGCCAGAGUCGAAGCCAUUCUGAAUAACAACCGCCGCCUAGCCUUGGAAAACUACCUGACGGCUGUGCAAUCUGAUCCCCCUCAGCCUGAGCGUGUGCUGCAGGCACUGAAGCGGUACAUGGCCGCAGAGCAGAAGGACCGCAGACACACUCUGAGGCACUACCAGCAUAUCGUGGCUGUCGACCCACAGAAAGCUGAGCAGAUGAAAUUCCAGGUGUACACACAUCUCCAUGUUAUUGAGGAGAGGAUGAACCAGAGUCUUGCUUUGCUUUACAAGGAUCCAACACUAGCUGAGGAGCUACACAGCGACAUUCAGGAGCUUGUUAAGGCAGAGCGAGGUGACAUCAGCGAGCUCAUGACCACUUCCUUCUCUGAGACUCGCACCACUGAAGAGCUCGUACCGGCUGAGAGUGAGGAAGAGAAGGAUGAUGAAGAGGAGGAGGAGAGGGCCUUCCAAAACCGCCCUUAUCCUCCUCGCAUCGAUCUACAGUCUAAUAAGAAAGAGGAUGAGUUUGACUAUACCACAUUUGAGAUAGGCCCUACGUAUGACUAUGAGGACAAGAUUAACAUCUCUGCUGAGCUGAAACAGGUGGUUAAGCCCAAUGAAAUUGCAAGAGAUGAACUGCAACCCGAUGCCCUGGAGACGUUUAAUCGUGGUGCCAUGGUUGGCCUGCUGGUAGUGGCUGUGGCAAUUGCCAUGGUGAUGGUUAUCAGCCUGCUGUUGGUGCGCAGAAAGCCCUACGGCACAAUUAGCCAUGGCAUUGUUGAGCAGGUCGAUCCUAUGUUGACACCGGAGGAAAGGCAGCUCAACAAAAUGCAAAACCAUGGCUACGAGAACCCCACCUACAAGUUCUUUGAGCAGAUGAACUGAAGCACUGGAUGAAUGCUACCAGCAAGUCAUGCCUGACCACUUGUUAUGUCAUCGUCGUCCCCCCCUCCCCACUUGUCCUAAAAGUGGUGUCCCAGCUGCACUUCCUGUGACGGAUUUAUGAUGUGUUGCAUAUUUAAAUUAACUGAUAAAGUACUAGGGUGCUUCCCCAUAGCCAGUUAAUCACAUCAUAAUGUGAUUAACCUGAUAUAAUACAACUCUAUAAAGCUCAUUGUAGUCAAAUAUUCCUUUUGGGUAGGCAGAGCUACAACAUUUCAUAACUGUGGAGACCAUCCACCUUAUCUCCAUGGCAUGACUUGCCCUACUGCUCCUCAACAGAAACAGAAUUUUGAAUGGUGCAUAAUGCUUUAUUAUUAGUAUUUAUUUUUCAUUAGUAGUGUUUUUUCGUUGACAUUGUUACACGGUUAGAUUUAUCUGUGUAGGUGAGUGUGAAUGGCAGCCUAGCCGAUAUUCAAGUUUAAAGCGUACCUGCACGAGUUACUAUGACAACUGUAGGCAAAGAUGUGGAAGUUUCGAAUGUAUGAGACAAACAGGUUUCAAUUUAAAUAACACAGAAAACACAAAGUAGCACAGAAACACUGUAUGUGCUGGCGGUACAUAAAAAAUUUAGACUUAUAAAUAAGAAUCAUUUGGCAAAAUAUACCCGAAAUAUCAUUUAGCCAUUUUAUUUUUUGUUAUUGUCCGGCUUUUGAAAAGAGCUGUACUACAGAGUAAUCCGAAGUCUGUUAUUUUACUGAAAGCAUGACAACUUUGGUGUAUGAUGCUGCAGUAUUUAUUUGUGUUGUUCCUGUCAUUGCUUUUGAAGAGUCAAAAAUGUUCCAAACGGACACUGUAAAUAACGUAAGAAGUACCUGCUACUAGAUGUAGACAUUUCUCUGGUUAAUUUGCAUCGGUGUAAUGGAAAAAUAAGUUUAAAAAAAAAGGAAAUAAUAAACACAUUGUGCUGUUAUGAGAAGGAGAAACAUUUUCCUAACAUGGCUGAUUGAAAACGGACUGUUGUAAAAACCAGCACAAGACAAUGACACAGCAACUACUUUCUGAAUGUAUUCAAGGUAGACGUUGAGAUUCCUCCCCCUCUUUUACUUUUAAUGCAUCACUCCCCCUGUAGUAAACGUCAGUAGGAGUAGCGCACUUCGACACAUUUGAGGGGCAACUUCCCCCCAGUGCCCUCGUCAUUUCUUUGUGUAACAGCCUGUUUAUUUCCAUGCUUGAGCAGAAAGAUCAUUCGAAACGAAUCCUGCACAGAGCGACUAAGUGUAAACAAAAGGGCACAGCUAUGGUAUUGGGUCACCAUAUGAAGUCACAGCUAGACAAAUAGACAUUCUGGCAUGAUAGUCAUACUGGUCAAUUUGACCUAAUAAAACUCAUCAACACUGUAUAAUACUAGUCUUUAGAAGCUUUAUCUAGGUAUCCUCAUAGAGGAGGAUUCUUUCGAAUGAAUGACUCAUUGUAGUGUUUCAUGUUUGUGACCAACAUGCUACCCUAAAUAGGCGAGUCAAAAAAGGGAUUGCCCCCUUUAAAUUCUGACUAACUGUUUACGGCUUAGUGUGUUGGAUUGAUUUCCUUUAGCCUCUGAAGUUGAUUAUUGGUCACCUUGAUUAGAAAAGGUCACACUGUGGAGUUUAUCAGUCUUUAACAAUAUGCUUUAGCACAAAUUUGACCAUAUUUGUUUAAGUCUGCUGGCAGUUUUGCAUAAAGGUCCUCAAGAAGGUGUCUGUGUGUGUGUGCAUGGGUGUGUGCGUGAGCAGGGGGGUAGUUUUCUUUUUGUUGUGUUUUCUUGGAAAAAGAAAUUGCCAUAAUUUUGUUUGUCUCGUCAGAUGGGUUAAAAAGCGGGUUGUGGUCGUGUUAUGACCAGAUAAGAGAAGUCACAGCCCCAUGUAUAAAGUGUACAGCUCCGUUAGUGAAUGAAAACAUUGUAUGUUCACAGUUUAAGUCAGUCAAUCUUGUAAUGAUACUACUGAAACCAUAGAUGAGAAUAAGCUUGCCUGUGUUUCCCAAACCACCGAAGGUUUCCUACCAGCAUUUAGCAAAACUCAACAUGGUGUAUACUCUAGUUACUCAAGUCACAUUUGUACUGAAACAUCUUGAUUCAGAUUCUAGACUUCUUCGUUGGUCCUUCCCCUUUAUUCCCUGGUAAAAUAUAAACUAUGUUAUUGAGGUUUUAAUGGCUGCAUUAUUGCCUUUUACAAUGCUGUGUUUUGGAUGUAACUAUUCUGUAUUUUUUAUUUAUUAUGUAACAAACCGUUGGAUCAAGGGUCAUGCAUUUCACAUGGAAUAACAAGAAGCAUGUAUAAAAAAAAAAGACAAUGCUGAGGAAAUGUGAAUCCAAAUUGACAUGCAGUGGCAUCAAGCACAACCAAAUUGUCAGUUUUUGUAAAAGGCUGCAGGAUGUAAAACUGUUGAAACUACGUAAAUUUAUACCCAAGGAUAUUGUUACUGCUGCUGAAAGAGCUGUUCUUCAUUUUCAUUAAGACCUUUAACCAAAGACAUGCUCCAUGACUUCUUGAAACAGAUUUCUUUAUUUGGCAAAGUGUUCCUGUGUAACUGUACUGUAAACAAUCUGGCAAAUGAAAACUGGUUUAGUUCAUUAAAAAGUGUAAUAAAAGUGAAUGACCCCUUAAGAAUCA
Fundulus heteroclitus (mummichog) is the source of this 5012-nucleotide messenger RNA. RefSeq names its product amyloid beta (A4) precursor-like protein 1 (gene aplp1). The transcript has 17 exons. Lineage: Eukaryota; Metazoa; Chordata; Actinopteri; Cyprinodontiformes; Fundulidae. The record is from RefSeq and is a predicted model, not a curated record. Gene Ontology annotation, cellular component: Golgi apparatus; plasma membrane. Gene Ontology annotation, biological process: axonogenesis; central nervous system development. The coding region runs from base 235 to 2367 and encodes 710 amino acids. Gene Ontology annotation, molecular function: heparin binding; alpha-2A adrenergic receptor binding; alpha-2C adrenergic receptor binding.